Etheostoma cragini (Arkansas darter) is the source of this 2616-nucleotide messenger RNA. RefSeq names its product UDP-GlcNAc:betaGal beta-1,3-N-acetylglucosaminyltransferase 5b (gene b3gnt5b). The record is from RefSeq and is a predicted model, not a curated record. The coding region runs from base 817 to 1980 and encodes 387 amino acids. Gene Ontology annotation, biological process: brain development. Gene Ontology annotation, cellular component: membrane. The transcript is spliced from 4 exons. NCBI's taxonomy places the organism in Eukaryota, Metazoa, Chordata, Actinopteri, Perciformes, Percidae.
GGCUGGAACGCUGGAACACUGUAUGCUUCAUGGUGCAGGUUGGCACUUUUGUCUUUUUUUAACAGUUUUCUAGGAACAGACAGCUUGCGGACAGUGAGGAGAUGUUUGCUCAAUGUGACAACAAAUGCAGCCUAAAACACGCAUGACAUCGCUUAGAGCACCUUUAAAACAAAAAGGAAAUGUGGAUCUGUUAUUUCCAACUCGUCCUCUAAACACCACAGGAUGGCGCCAACACCCAAGCUGCAAGAACACCACCCACCCACCCACAGAGACUGCAGACCACCCCCAGGAAAGGGAAGGUGGGAGGGGAUAGAGAAGAACCGCGGCAACCAGCACAUAAGUAACUUACAGUCUACACAGAGGGCAAAGGGAGGGAUCAGGAAAAAGGAUUGGUGGCUGCGUUUGACAAGCUUUUCACUUCCUGUCAUCUUACGGAAAAGUAAACUUAAAACAGAGAGGUGGAGACUGUUGCUUGGAUUCACACACAUUUUCUUUUUUGCCGUACUUUAGGAGGACUUCAUGGGUGAAAGAGGAAUCUUCAGCUCUUGGGUGAUUGAUGUGAGGGAGUCUGCUGCGAUGGAGGGACUUUCCCAGCAGACCCAGUGAUUCCCACUGCCGCCUUUGCCUCCUGCUAAAUGUGGAACGCCUAGGAUGGAAGACCCACCAAGUGCUGCUCUGAGGCACUGGAACAACACUCUCAACCUCCACAACCUCGACCAUCUCGCCUCCUCCUUGGAACACACUUGCACAACCAGCUGCUUCACCGCCAUCCCCGACCAGACAGGGGCCACCGUCACCGGGUGACAAGAUUCCAGGAUGUUUAUAAAUUUCCGCCGGAUACGAAAAUGCCAGUGUGUGCAGCUGAUGACCACCUGCCUGGUGCUGUCAGUGGUGAUGGUUUGCUGGGAGCAGCUGGACAACAGUGUCAUCAGCCACGUCAAGUCCUACUCCUACCGCUACCUGGUAAACAGCUUCACCUACAUUAACAGGAGCCUUACUAUCUCACAUGAGCAGGCCAGAAGCUUCAGCAACUUCAGCUACCUGCUGGACCACCCGGAUAAGUGCGCCGGCAAGGACGUCCUCCUCCUCCUCUUUGUCAAAACAUCCCCAGAGAACAUUAAGAGGCGAAACGCCAUUCGAUCCACCUGGGGUAAUGAGACCUACAUCCAAAACACCCUGGGAGUGACAGUCAAGGUGGUGUUUGCCUUAGGAGCGCCUCGGACCAGGAAGGAGGAGCCUUCAUGGAGCAAGAGGAGCGGUGUUGGUUUUCAGCAGCAGCUCAUCCACGAGGACCAUCUCCAUGGUGAUUUGAUCCAACAAGACUUUCUAGACUCCUUCCACAACCUGACUCUGAAGCUGAUCCAACAGUUCCACUGGAUGCACAGCCGCUGCGCACACGCCCGCUUCCUCAUGACCGCUGACGAUGACAUCUUUGUCCACAUGCCCAACCUGGUGAGCUACCUGCAGGACAUGAGCAGCAGAGGCGUCGUAGACUUUUGGGUUGGUCGCGUGCACAAAGGGGCGCCGCCAAUCCGCAGCAAAGACAGCAAGUACUAUGUGCCCUAUGAGAUGUACCAGUGGUUGUCAUACCCUGACUACACUGCUGGGGCUGCGUAUGUUGUCUCCAGGGACGUAGCUGACAAAAUAUACCAAGCCACGUUGACCCUGAACGCCUCUCUUUACAUUGACGAUGUGUUCAUGGGCAUCUGUGCCAAUGCCGCUGGUGUGUCACCCCAGGAGCAUGUCUAUUUCUCGGGUGAGGGCAAAGCACCCUACCACCAGUGUAUCUACAACCAGAUGAUGACCUCACAUGGUCAUGUGGAGGAUAUCUUUGACCUGUGGAAGGCAGCAACCCACCCGCAGGUGAAGCAGAAGACCUCUGGACUCCUAGGGAGGCUUUACUGCACAGCUGUGAAAAUGGUUCUCCUUUGUAAACCAUACUAUUUUAACACCUACCCAUGCAAAGCAGCCUUUUGGUAGGAGAAUGUAGGGUUUGCGUGCAUGUGACCGAGCGAGAGGGAGUGUGUCAUGGUCACAGUGAAAGGAAGAUCAUUGAUGCAAAUAUUACCUCAAAACACUGGAGUAUAUGUUCUGUUUCCAGAGGCAAAGAGACCAGAGGAUUCAUGUUUGUUACUGUUGUCAUGGUGGUUUAAUAAUUUAAUAACAAUGGCUUUGCAUUGACCACAGAAUGUGGUCCAAAAAGGUCCUUAAAAAAGAUGCUGCUUACAUGUCAUCCCUACACAAACUCACCGGGCUCACUAAUGGAAUAUUAGUUGUUUUCCCUCUUAGCCAUUUGGUUAAGAGAAUACUUCCUCUUUGUCUUGGAUUUUAUUUCCAGUUCUGUGCCUCACAAAAGAGUGGCCAAAACAUUGAAGUACUACAUUUUCUUAAUUUAAGGCCACCUCUCUCACUGGCGUUUACUUAUUUUAUUAUCUUAAUAGAGACAGAGCGCACUUAUACCCACCCACACCGGAGGGGGAAAACAAUGUGAAGGUCACUUGUCAAUUUUAUCUGCUAACAAAGAAAAAUGCCUAACACGUGCCUUGUGGUGGGUUGCACUAACAACAGGGUGAAGAACCCAUGAACUAAAUUUGUAUGAGCUGCCAAACUCACCCC